Vitis vinifera (wine grape) is the source of this 1296-nucleotide messenger RNA. Its product is annotated as glutamine synthetase. Gene Ontology annotation, molecular function: glutamine synthetase activity. NCBI's taxonomy places the organism in Eukaryota, Viridiplantae, Streptophyta, Magnoliopsida, Vitales, Vitaceae. The record is from RefSeq and is marked provisional. Gene Ontology annotation, cellular component: cytoplasm.
UUUUUUUCGCCACCAUGGCUCUGCUUUCAGAUCUCAUCAACUUGAACCUCUCUGAUGUCACUGAGAAAAUUAUUGCCGAGUACAUAUGGAUCGGCGGAUCCGGAAUGGACCUCAGAAGUAAAGCGAGAACGCUAUCAGGGCCCGUUAGCGACCCCCACAAGCUACCCAAAUGGAAUUAUGACGGAUCCAGCACAGGCCAAGCCCCUGGAGAGGACAGUGAAGUGAUCCUAUACCCUCAAGCAAUUUUCAAGGACCCAUUCAGGAGAGGCAACAAUAUUCUUGUCAUGUGUGAUGCUUACACUCCUGCUGGGGAACCCAUUCCAACCAACAAGAGGCAUAACGCAGCUAAAAUAUUUAGCCAUCCUGAUGUCCUUGCUGAAGAAACUUGGUAUGGUAUUGAGCAGGAGUACACCUUGUUGCAAAACUCGGUUAAAUGGCCCAUUGGCUGGCCUGUGGGAGGUUAUCCCGGCCCCCAGGGACCAUACUACUGCGGUAUUGGUGCUGACAAAGCCUUUGGGCGGGACAUUGUUGAUUCUCAUUACAAGGCAUGCCUUUAUGCUGGAAUCAACAUUAGUGGCAUCAAUGGUGAAGUUAUGCCAGGACAGUGGGAGUUUCAAGUAGGCCCUUCAGUCGGCAUCUCUGCUGGGGAUGAAUUGUGGGUUGCUCGGUACAUUCUAGAGAGGAUUACAGAGAUUGCUGGAGUGGUGGUUUCCUUUGAUCCCAAACCCAUUCAGGGUGACUGGAAUGGUGCCGGCGCUCACACAAAUUACAGCACUAAGUCCAUGAGAAAUGAUGGAGGUUAUGAGAUCAUCAAGAAAGCAAUCGAAAAACUUGGGCUGAGGCACAAAGAACACAUUGCUGCAUACGGAGAAGGCAACGAGCGCAGACUCACAGGACGACAUGAAACUGCUGACAUUAACACAUUCUUAUGGGGCGUCGCAAACCGAGGGGCAUCCAUCCGAGUAGGCAGAGACACAGAGAAGGAAGGUAAAGGGUAUUUUGAGGACAGAAGGCCUGCUUCCAACAUGGAUCCAUAUGUGGUGACUUCCAUGAUCGCGGAGACCACCAUCCUAUGGAAGCCAUAAGUGUUUCCAGAUGUUGCCGUUGUUCCAGGGGAUAAAAUUUGAGUCAGUCAGUUGUGUUAUUUUGGUGCUGUGUCUCAUUGUUUGCCCUUGUAUUUGAGGUAGCAAGGGGGGUGGGUUUAUGGCCCCCUUGCCUGAUCAUUUCGCCUCUUGUUAAAAUAACCAUUACCUUAGCAUUAAUAACGACAUUUGAAGGCCUGGCUUCUAUUGUUGC